This is a messenger RNA of Fundulus heteroclitus (mummichog), 6365 nucleotides long. Its product is annotated as myoferlin. The record is from RefSeq and is a predicted model, not a curated record. The transcript has 53 exons. Bases 1 to 6183 code for a protein of 2060 amino acids. Lineage: Eukaryota; Metazoa; Chordata; Actinopteri; Cyprinodontiformes; Fundulidae. Gene Ontology annotation, cellular component: membrane. Gene Ontology annotation, biological process: membrane fusion; plasma membrane organization.
AUGUUGCAGGUCAUUGUCCAGUUUGCGAGUGGGAUUCCUAAAAAGAAAAUUGGAAACCCAGAUCCAAUUACUACUGUUCUCUUCAGAGGUGAAAAGAAGAAAACCAAAGCAAUUAACAAUGAGUUGAAUCCAGUUUGGAAUGAAGUACUUCAGUUUGACCUGAAAGGCUCUCCCCUGGAUGCGUCUUCAUACAUCGAUGUGAUUGUGAAGGACUAUGAAACACUUGGGAAACAUAAGUUUAUUGGCGCUGCAAAAAUUUCACUGAGGGAGUUGGCCAUUGGUCAAGUGAGGUCCCUGCCAUCUAAAAAUGUGCCUUUGGUCACUGAGAAGCAGCAAAAUGUCGGGGCAACCAUUAAUUUGGUAAUUGGGUAUGAGUCACCAGCUAAUGCCAACCUAAGUGAUCAAACUAAUGUAGACAACUCAUCAAACAUGGAAGCUGGAAAUAAUGAGGAUGAGGAUGAAGACGAAGAGGUCACGGAGAUAGCCCGUCAGGUUGGAAGAUCAGGAAUACCUGGAAAGCUGAGCCAUAAAUUGCACCGUUUCAGCAGAAAGAGACACAAAAUUCGGGCCAACAAACCUCAAGACUUCCAGAUUCGUAUCCGUGUUGUCGAGGGUCGUCAGCUGCCGGGGAACAACAUAAAGUCAGUGGUGAAAGUGAAUGUUUGUGGACAGACCCACAGGACCAGAAUCAGGAGAGGAAACAACCCGUUCUUCGAUGAGAUGUUUUUCUACAACGUUAACAUGCUGCCUUCAGAGCUUUUUGAUGAGAGCAUCAGUCUUAGGGUUUAUGACUCCUUCUCCCUCAGAGCAGACAGUCUAAUGGGAGAGUUCAAGUUGGAUGUUGGCUACAUCUACAAUGAACCUGGUCAUUCCAUAAUGAGAAAAUGGCUCCUCCUGAGUGAUCCGGAUGAAUCCGGCACAGAGGCCAGAGGGUACCUGAAAGUCAGCAUUAUUAUUGUGGGCACUGGAGAUGAGCCACCGAGUGAAAAGAGAGAGUCAAACGAGGAACAGGAUGACAUAGAGAGUAACCUUUUGGUGCCAGCUGGUGUCACGAUGCGAUGGGCCACUCUGAGCCUCAAAGUGUAUCGUGCAGAGGAUAUGCCACAGAUGGACGAUGCCUUUGUUCAGACGGUGAAGCAAAUAUUCGGAGGGGAUGGGGAUAAGAAGAACUUGGUUGAUCCAUAUUUAGAAGUCCGCUUUGCUGGAAAGAAGCUUUGCACCAAAAUAAUCGAGAAAAACGCCAAUCCAGAGUGGAACCAAGUCAUCAGUCUGCAAGUCAAAUUUCCAUCCAUGUGUGAACGCAUCAAACUGACCAUGUAUGACUGGGAUCGUCUAAGCAAGGAUGAUGCUAUAGGAACAACAUUUUUGAAUUUGAGCAAAAUUUCUUACUCUGGUGGGGAGAUUGAAGAUGCAAGGACUGAAACUUCCAACACAGUCUCUGAAUUGAGCUCCUCGGCAUCAGAGGGGGGAUUUCUCCCAGCUUUUGGACCCUGCUAUGUAAAUCUGUACGGAAGCCCAAGAGAGUUCACUGGCCUGCCUGAUCCUUAUGAAGAGCUCAACUUUGGGAAUGGCGAAGGAGCUGCCUAUAGGGGGAGGGUCCUUAUUGAACUCUCCACUCAGUUGGAUGGAAAAGCUGAUAAGAAUGUGGAUGACAUCUGCAGUGAUGACAUCCUGGUGGCACAGAAAUACCAGUGCAGGAGGAAGUACUCCCUCUGUGCUGUCUUCCACAGUGCGUGCAUGCUCCAAGAGCCGGGUGAGCCCAUCCAGUUUGAGGUCAGCAUGGGAAACUAUGGCAACAAGCUGGAUUCCACCUGCAAGCCCCUGGCGUCCACCACCCAGUACAGUUCUGCUGUGUUUGAUGGUAAUCACUACUAUUACCUGCCCUGGGCGGACACAAAGCCAGUCGUUAUUCUCACGUCGUAUUGGGAGGACAUCAGCCACCGCCUGGACUCUGUCAAUGUUCUCCUCUUUAUUGCUGACCGACUGGAGUCCCAUCUUACUUCUCUGAAGAAAGAAAUCCAGGCCAAAGUGUCUGAGGCACACCUGACCGAGGCUCUGCUCAGACUCAUCAACCAUUUAAUUGAGGACGUGAACAACUUCCAGCUUCCAACACUGGAAGGUCAGCCCAACAUCACAGCCCUGGACCUCCGAAUAAAAAGUCUACGUGAGGCUGCUGUAGCCGGCGUCAGAGAGGCGGCCUGUCAGAUGAGAGAAGAGGCCCUGGAUGUCAAGUCGGCUGUUGGAGACAUUGAAGAGUGGUUGGACAGAAUCAAGCUGUUUGCAGAUGAGGCUCAGAACAGCAUGCCCGAUGUGAUCAUAUGGAUGCUGAGGGGAGAGAAGCGAGUGGCAUAUGCCCGAGUCCCAGUCCACCAGAUCCUGUACUCUAACUACAGUGAGCAGGCUUGUGGCAAACACUGUGGAAAGACUCAGACCGUCUUUAUGCAGUAUCCCAUGGACAAAAACAAAGGGGUGAAGAUCCCCGUUCAGCUGCGCAUCAACAUGUGGCUGGGCCUCUCUGCUCAUGAGAAGGAAUUCAACAGUUUCUCAGAGGGAAACUUCAGUGUGUACGCUGAAAUGUAUGAGAACCAGGCUCAGGUGUUAGGGAAGUGGGGAACCACCGUCCUGGUGGGUCGCCACAAGUUCUCAGACGUGACUGGAAAAGUAAAACUUGAGCAAGAGCGCUUCCUGCCUCCACAAGGAUGGGAAUGGGAGGGGGGCUGGUUUGUUCACCCAUGCCUGCUGACAGAAGCCGACGCCGGGCACACAGAGUUCACAGAUGAAGUUUUCCUCAAUGAAACACGGUUUCCAGGAGGAGAGUGGAAACAUGCUGCGGAGCCUUACACAGACGUGAAUGGAGAAAAGGCUCAGAGCUACAGAGAGUUUGAAUGUCCUCCUGGUUGGAGCUGGGAGGAUGACUGGAGCUUCGACAGCGACCGCGCUGUUGAUGAGAAAGGUUGGGAAUAUGGAGUGACAAUACCCCCUGAUGACAAGCCCAAAUCCUGGGUUGCAGCAGAGAAGAUGUACCACAACCACCGCAGGAAAAGGCUGAGGCGAAAAAGAAGGAAGAUCUCAGAUAAAGUUACUGCAGCCGAGAAAAGAGAGCCUGAGGAAGGCUGGGAAUACUCUUCUCUGAUUGGCUGGAAGUUUCAUAUAAAGAAGCGCUCCUCUGAUACAUUUCGACGCCGGCACUUGAGGAAAAAGAUGGUUCCUUCAGACCACAUUGGAGCCUCCGCCAUCUUUGAACUCGAGGGAGGACUAGGGGUUGAUGUUGAGGAACAGGCCGGUAAAACGGAUGCAGCCAAACCAUUUGGUGCCAACACACCCACCGUUUCCUGCCACUUUAGCCGUUCUUACCAUUACCACCUCAGGGUGUACGUUUACCAAGGGAGAAAUCUCUGUGCAAUGGACAAGGACAGUUUCUCAGAUCCCUACGCUCAUGUGUCAUUUCUGCAUGUGAGCAAGACUACAGAAGUCAUAAGAACCACACUGAACCCCACAUGGGACCAGACUCUUAUCUUUGAUGACAUUGAACUCUUUGGAGACCAACAGACAAUAGCCCACAACCCCCCAGAUGUGGUCUUGGAGCUGUACGACAGGGAUCAAGUGGGGAAGGAUGAACCAAUGGGUCACUGCAUGUGCCCUCCUGUGGUAAAACUCCCAAGUAAAAGCCCCUGUGUGCCUGCCAGUUUGAAACUGCAGUGGUUUCCAGUCACCAAAAAAGGCUGCAGUGCUGGAGAGGUGCUUGCCGCUGCUGAGCUUAUACUAAAGGAGAAGGGCGAUAAUAGAGAUCUGCCUCUAGUGCCUCCGCGGCGGGGGGAGACGCUCUACACGGUUCCUCAGGGAAUCAGGCCAGUGGUUCAGCUUACUGCGAUCGAGGUUCUGACUUGGGGCUUGAGGAACAUGAAGAGCUUCCAACUGGCCACAGUGUCCUCCCCCAGUCUCAUAGUGGAAUGCGGAGGGGAGAUGGUUCAAACGGCUGUCAUCAGAAACUUCAAAAAGCACCCAAACUUUUUCGGAUCUGUGCUGCUGCUCAAAGUGCUUCUGCCUAAAGAAGAGGUGUAUGCCCCUCCCAUUGUAUUGAAAGUUAUUGACCACAGACCAUUUGGCAGAAAACCGGUGGUGGGUCAGUGCACCAUUGACUGUCUGGAGGAGUUUCGUUGCAAUCCAUACCGCCCUAACAGUGACGCCUGCAUGUCAGCCCAAGGGACCAUGAUAACUGCUGCCCAAGGAGAUACGAUCAUAGACAUUGAGGAGGGAUUCAUUUUAAAAACGCAGCUUCAAGCAGCAAAGGUGAGCUUUCGUCCAUUUAGAAAUAAAACAUGCGGCGUAUCUAGACACUGUAAGUCCAUCCUUUUUUCUGAACAGGAGGCAGUAGACUGGUGGAGUAAGUUCUAUGCCUCAAUUGGAGAACAUGAAAAAUGCGGACCUUAUCUAAAGCUGGGAUAUGACAAGCUACAGGUUUACAACACUGAAUUAGAAGAGGUCCAAGAGUUUCAGGGGCUGACUGAUUUCUGCAGCACUUUCAAGCUUUAUCGGGGAAAGACGGAAGAUCCCUCCGUGGUGGGAGAGUUUAAGGGUUCCUUCAGGAUUUACUCUCUGUCUGAUGACCCAGGGGAGCCUGCUCCGCCUCUCCAGUUCAGAGAGCGUCCUGAGCUCGGACCGCAGGAGUGCCUGGUCAGAAUAUAUGUGGUGCGCGGCAUUGACCUGCAACCAAAGGAUACAAAUGGCCUGUGUGACCCGUACAUUAAGAUCACACUUGGGAGGAAAACACUUGAUGACAGAGAUAACUACAGACCAAACACCCUCAAUCCAGAGUUUGGAAGGAUGUUUGAGCUGUCCUGCUUCCUGCCUCUGGAGAAGGAUCUGAAAAUCGCCGUGUUUGACUUUGACUUACUGAGCAGAGAUGAGAAAGUUGGUGAGACGAUCAUUGAUUUGGAGAACAGGUUCCUAUCUUGUUUCAGGGCCUGCUGUGGGCUGCCACAGACAUACUGUGUGUCUGGGGUAAAUCAGUGGAGAGAUCAAUUUAGACCUUCCGAGAUCCUCCAAAAUGUGGCCAAAGAGAAAGAUCUUCCUCCUCCACACAUAGACGAAAAUGGAAGCUCGCUGUCCUUCGCUGGAAAACUAUACCAUCUGCAAGAUUUUGAGGCAAACACUUUGAUCCACCAACACUUGGGACCAGCCAGAGAGCGACUGGCCCUGCAUGUCCUCAGAAACCAGGGAAUGGUACCGGAGCAUGUGGAGACCAGAACCCUGCACAGUUCUCACCAACCAAAUCUGCCCCAAGGACGGAUUCAAAUGUGGGUCGAUAUCUUCCCCAAGAGUCAGGGCCUGCCUGGACCCCCGUGUGUCAUUACUCCUCGCAAAGCCAAAAAAUACUUCCUCCGAGCCAUUGUUUGGAAUACGACCGAGGUCACGCUGGAUGAGACAAGUAUCACUGGAGAAAACAUGAGUGAUAUCUAUGUUAAGGGAUGGAUGCCUGGAAUGGAAGAGGACAAGCAGAAGACUGACGUCCAUUACCGAUCACUGGAUGGAGAUGGAAAUUUCAACUGGAGGUUCAUCUUUGGGUUUGAGUAUCUGCCUGCAGAGCAGCUGUGUGUUGCCUCGAGGAAGGAACAUUUUUGGAACCUGGACAAAACCGAGCAAAGAUUCCCUCCUAAACUAAUCCUCCAGAUAUGGGACAAUGACAAAUUCUCACUUGAUGACUACUUAGGUUCAGUUGAACUUGACCUGCUCAAAUUGAUACCCCCCACCAAGACGCCAGAAAAGUGCAACUUGAAGAUGUUGUCUGGGAAGAUGGGAUCUGUGACAUCCUCUCUUUUCUCCCAGAAGUCUGUGCGGGGCUGGUGGCCAUGUACAAUUGAGAAAGAUGGGAAACAUGUGCUUGGUGGUAAAGUGGAGAUGACUCUGGAAAUAGUGGAAGAAAAAGAAAUGGAGGAAAGACCUUCUGGAAAAGGGAGAGAUGAGCCAAACAUGAAUCCAAAAUUGGAAUCACCCAACCGCCCCGAUACUUCGUUUUUCUGGUUUACAAAUCCUUGUAAGACCAUGAAGUUUAUUGUAUGGCGCAGAUUCAAGUGGGUUUUCCUUGGAUUGAUUCUCCUUCUGCUGAUUCUGCUGUUCCUUGGGAUCUUGUUCUAUUCCCUUCCUAAUUACAUCUCGAUGAAGAUCGUGAAGCCCUUUUCUUGAAAAAAAUAAGGAAAAGGAAUAUAUUUCUGCUGCAAAGCCUACAGUCCUGCUCACAGUUAUUCAUGGUAGCUUACAUAAAAAUGCAUUUUCAUAUUACUGGUAUCCAUUUCCUUUGUUAAAGUGACACAAAAUGUUAUAUAUAAGUUGAAUUUAUAGUAAUGUGGAAAUCUUUUUUGGUUUGU